AUGUUUGCGGCCGGCAUUUGGCUUCCAGCAUGUGCCGACAAGUCUAGUGUCGUUUGCUCCCGGUGCUCCGGCCGCGGACACCGUGCAGCCGACUGCGUGAAGCCCUUCUACCGUGUGUGCAACCAUUGCAAGCAGCUUGGGCACUUGGUGAAAGCUUGCCCGGAGCUCAAAGCGAAAAAGGAAAGCAAGGAGAAGAAAGAGAAGGAGAACGACGCUCGGAGUGAAUCUGAGGUGAGCACCACUGCUUCAGAAUGGUCCGGGAAGUCCACGCGAUCGCGUGGUUCCAGAAAGGGCAAUUCCAAUGGAGCUGUUGGGCAGUGGCAGCCGCAUCACUGGGUCCUUAGUGAGGACGAGGAGCGAGAAGCUCGCAAGCUGGAGAAGAAGCUGCGAGAGAUUUCCGCUCUGGAGCGGAUGCGGGAUGAGGGCAGGGUCUUGGACGUGCUGCAGCUGCAGAAGCUGCAGCGCAAGAGCGAGAUCGAGGGCCACGACAUCCUGCGCAAAGUGCGCCUGGGAUAUCGCCGUGUCGUUUGCUCCCGGUGCUCCGGCUGCGGACACCGUGCAGCCGACUGCGUGAAGCCCUUCUACCGUGUGUGCAACCAUUGCAAGCAGCUUGGGCACUUGGUGAAAGCUUGCCCGGAGCUCAAAGCGAAAAGGGAAAGCAAGGAGAAGAAAGAGAAGGAGAACGACGCUCGGAGUGAAUCUGAGGUGAGCACCACUGCUUCAGAAUGGUCCGGGAAGUCCACGCGAUCGCGUGGUUCCAGAAAGGGCAAUUCCAGUGGGGCUGCUCGGCAGUGGCAGCCACAUCACUGGGUCCUUAGCGAGGACGAGGAGCGAGAAGCUCGCAAGCUGGAGAAGAAGCUGCGAGAGAUUUCCGCUCUGGAGCGGAUGCGGGACGAGGGCAGGGUCUUGGACGUGCUGCAGCUGCAGAAGCUGCAGCGCAAGAGCGAGAUCGAGGGCCACGACAUCCUGCGCAAAGUGCGCCUGGGAUAUCGCCGAGCCCAGCUGCCAGCGCUGGCCGAGUAG
Molecule: messenger RNA, 1023 nt
Organism: Symbiodinium natans
Lineage: Eukaryota; Dinophyceae; Suessiales; Symbiodiniaceae
Source: the annotation of a GenBank genome assembly